GCUUGAACCUAGACUAUUUAUUUACUCUCUACACCCACAUUUCCCCCCAGCUUGAACAUCAACUCAAAAACCCAUCUUUGAAGCAGCCAUGGUACAAUCAGAAAAGCCAACGUAUCGCCUGGCAGUGACUGCGGGGCUGGGUUACGACCCCGCGACACAUCAAUCGGUCGAGGUCAACGGCAAAACGAUACGGCUCGAGGAUGAUCGUGCAAGAUUCGACCUAAACGUUCGCAUCCAGGAUUACAAUGGAUACCCGGAUUCUUCUCCAAAGACGAGUCCCUAUUUCCAGCAUCCCCUACAUACGAACGACCAAUACUCGAUCUGUUUCUCCUUUACACCCAAACAACCCAUCAACGGCAAUGAGCUGCUCUUCGGGAACGAUUUCGACAAGCCCCUUCGAAACCGUCUGCCCCCGGGCUUCAAUGCAGCCCUACGCGUGGUGAAAUGGACCAUCGACCCGACCCUCGAUGGCGAUGCAUACGCCGAUAAACCUUAUCUUUACAGCCCCGCUCUGGCCACAUGGAGCCAGUGGCGUAUUGGCGACAAGGAUAAGAAGCAGGACACUCUGAUGGACAAAGAUCACGUCGUCGAAGAGGGCGCGGAUGGUGAAGGCGCGGAGCAACGCCGUCAGCUCCAUAUUCCCGAGACUGCGAAUGAGCGUCGGAAGUACUUCCAGAAAGAGGAUCAUCGUAUCUCAUUUGAGUUUGAGAGCGGUCGAACCUACCUGGCUGAUUUUGGAAAUCAGUAUCUAUCAUUCAGUGAAACUUCGAUCCAUCUUCCAGGUAUCCAUAUCCCUGUCGCGGGCAUGGUUGAUGAAGAUAAUCAUGAGCUACGAUACGUUCUGAAAGAUUCCAAGGCGGGUCAACCCUAUCUCGUCGUACGCUUUGUACUUGUCAAGCAGGAUGAGGAUUCGGAUGCUGGUAAAUAGGAAGAAAAUAAGUGACAAUGAAUCUCGGAUGGUCAUUAGCGAGAUUCCUUUCCCAGGUCAAGGAAUGAAACUCCACAUGCAGCUAUUAAUCAAGACAAAUAUUGGACACAAACUCGAAAUUUUGGAUUCCUGCUACUAUCUGUAAAGCUCAUCUGCAGCCACCAAGGUCUAUAUACAAAUUACUUUUCUUACAGUCUCUUGAGGACGUCAUCGAGGACCUCCUGGGUGGUGGCCUUGCCGCCCAUAUCGGGAGACAGGAACUUGGCCUCAUCCAGGUUGGCAUCGACGGCAGUGUAGAUCUUAGCAGCGGCGUUAGGCUCACCCAGGAACUCGAGCAUCAGAGCAACGGAGCGCAGGGUAGCGAUAGGGUUGGCAAUGCCCUUGCCCUCGAUAUCGGGGGCAGAGCCGUGGCAGGGCUCACCGAUGGCGAAGCCAUCACCGACGUUAGCGCUAGGAACGAGACCCAGGCUGCCAACAAGAGCGGCAGCACCGUCGGACAGGAUAUCACCGUACAAGUUGGGGGCGACAAUGACAUCGUAGUACUCGGGCUGGCGGAAGAGCUUGUAGACCAUAGAGUCGACGAUCUGCUCCUCGACGUGGAUGGAGGAGAACUUCUCCGCGGCAAGGGCCUUGCGCGCGGUCUCGCGGAACAGGCCGUCGGUCUGGGACAGAACGUUCGACUUGUGGGUGAUAGUGACCAUGGGCUGGCUGUGGGAAGAGGUGCCGGGGACAGCGGUGCGGAUACCCUGGCGGCGCAGAGCAAUCUCACCAGCAAUGGUGGAGAUGCGGUGGGAGGCACGCUCGGAGAUGCGCUUGAUGGCCUCGGCGACCUUGCCGUUGGGGCCCUCCACGGUGCGCUCCUCCUUCACGUACAGGUCCUCGGUGUUCUCACGAACGAUGACCAAGUCAAUGGGCUUGCCGUUGCUGCUACCGGCGGUGGUCUUGACGGGACGGACAUUGGCGUACAGGUCGAGCUUCUUGCGGAGAGCAACGAUGGGGGAGGAGUACCCAGCGACCUUGGUGGAGGGAGAGCUG
Molecule: messenger RNA, 1963 nt
Organism: Penicillium brasilianum
Lineage: Eukaryota; Fungi; Ascomycota; Eurotiomycetes; Eurotiales; Aspergillaceae
Source: the annotation of a GenBank genome assembly